AUGUUUAGAUUUUGUAAUAAUAUUAAAUAUGUAAACAUGAUGAAAUCGGUCAUAAAUUGUACUGAUUGCCGACGAAAAAUUCUAAAUAAUAUAAAAUUGAAUUCUAUUAUGAAAUUAGAAAUUACAAAUGUAAAUAAACCUUCCUCGUUACAAGUUCUCUCUACACUCACUAUAUGCGCGGAUUUCAAUAUGGCUGCCUGCGUCGGGAAGAAUUUGACCGUAUGCGGUUAUUUACGCUUGCCUGGCUUGUUUUGGACGCCAUUCUCCCUUCAAUUCGCUCGCUAUGCGUCAAAAAAAUCAGGCGGUAGUACGAAAAGUCAAGGUAAAAGACAAAAAGCAAAACAUUUGGGUGCAAAAAGAAGCGAAGGCGAACACGUUAUACCAGGAACUGUAUUGUAUAGACAGAGAGGCUACAGAUUUCAUCCGGGUGAAAACGUAGGAGUUGGUCGCGACCAUACCCUGUUUGCCUUAGUGGAAGGCAAAGUGAAAUACACGAAGGAACUACUUGAACCCUAUCCUUGGGCAUUGGGGAAAUCUGGACCUUAUCACGAACGCAAAUUUAUUCAUGUUAUCGGCAAACCUUUUAUUCCAAAAUACGUGUUAUCCAACAAAAAUGACUUUUUGAAAUGACUUGUUAAUAUUUAAAAGUCUACGAGAGUUUAGUUAGUCGAUGUGACGAAAAUAAAACGUUACUGUUGAAAAGUUA
Xenia sp. Carnegie-2017 is the source of this 706-nucleotide messenger RNA. Its product is annotated as 50S ribosomal protein L27, chloroplastic-like. The record is from RefSeq and is a predicted model, not a curated record. The transcript has 4 exons. NCBI's taxonomy places the organism in Eukaryota, Metazoa, Cnidaria, Anthozoa, Malacalcyonacea, Xeniidae. Gene Ontology annotation, cellular component: mitochondrial large ribosomal subunit; ribosome. Gene Ontology annotation, molecular function: structural constituent of ribosome. Gene Ontology annotation, biological process: translation. The coding region runs from base 1 to 630 and encodes 209 amino acids.